Molecule: messenger RNA, 2037 nt
Organism: Sitodiplosis mosellana (orange wheat blossom midge)
Lineage: Eukaryota; Metazoa; Arthropoda; Insecta; Diptera; Cecidomyiidae
Product: ankyrin repeat domain-containing protein 13C
Exons: 9
Coding region: 160-1491 (443 amino acids)
Cellular component (GO): cytoplasm
Molecular function (GO): protein binding
Source: RefSeq, a predicted model, not a curated record
UGCAGUAGCAUAAAAAAUAGCGUCGAGAAGAAUUAUAUAUUUGACAGUUCACAAAAUUCACUACUGAAAUACCACUUUUUUGCUUCUUUUUUUGGUGUCGCUUUGCAUUUUUUGUUUGAAUUUCAAUUUUGUGUUUAAGGACUGGUAGUAUCCAUAAAAAUGGCAGACACAGAAGAAGAUAAUCCAAUUGAUUGUUCUCUGCAUAAAUGUAUUUUUGAGGACGAUUUUCGUAAGCUAAACCAAUUGAUUCGUACAAAUAAUGUUGCCCAAAAGGAUAAACACGGAAAUACAGCACUACAUUUAUCUGUAAUGCUCGGCCGCAAAGUGUGUACACAUCUUCUAUUGGCUCAUGGUGCUCCUGUGAAAGUUAAGAAUGUGAACGGAUGGUCCCCUCUAGCCGAAGCGAUUAGCUAUGGGGAUCGACAAACAAUUUGUUCAUUGUUGAAGAAAUUAAAGCAACAAGCCAAAGAGCAAAUCGAAGAAAGAAGACCGAAUUUAGUGAAAGCAUUAAAGCAAAUGGGAGACUUUUAUAUGGAAUUAAAAUGGGAUUUUCAGUCAUGGGUGCCGUUAGUGUCACGAAUUCUGCCAUCAGACAUAUGCAAAAUUCAUAAAAGUGGUUCUUCAAUUCGUUUGGAUACAACUCUCGUUGAUUUUUCCGACAUGCGUUGGGAACGCGGUGACAUAUCCUUUAUAUUUCGCGGUGAUAAUAAUCCACGCGAGUCACUAACCGUUUUAGAUAAUGAAUAUCAUUGCUAUCAACGAGUUCGAUACGAAGAGACUGAUACUGAAAUUGAGGAUGAAGUGGACAUAUUAAUGUCCAGUGAUAUACUUGCGGCUCAAAUGUCAACAAAGAGCAUUAACUUCGUUAGAGCUCAAAGUGGUUGGAUUUUUCGAGAAGAUAGAAAAGAAUUGGUUGCUGGUCAAUACGAUUGUGAAUUGUAUUCAAUCAAUGGAUUAGUGUUGGAAUCACGGAAACGACGCGAGCAUCUAUCACGUGAUGAUUUACAAAAGAACAAAGCCAUUAUGGAAUCGUUGAAGGGCGGCCAUCAUGCACCGAGUUUAGAUCAAAACGGAGAGAUUGUACGCCGUGAAUCGCUUACACCGCCGGAGGAAAAUGGAAUCACUUGGGAUGAGUAUAUCAAUUCAGAGCCUGGCGAAUAUCCCAAUCUUGGAAGGCAAAUCAUUUAUAAGGAAACUAGUAAGACAUUUCGUGCAACAGUAGCAAUGAGUAAAGAUUUCCCAUUAACUGUGGAAAUGUUGCUUAAUGUGUUAGAAGUAAUCGCGCCAUUCAAACACUUUACAAAGCUUCGUGAAUUCGUUACAUUGAAAUUACCAAGCGGUUUUCCUGUGAAAAUUGACAUACCGAUCUUACCAACCGUCUCAGCGAAAAUCACUUUUCAAAAGUUCGAAUUUCGUGAUAACAUAUCGCCAGAUUUGUUUGAAAUUCCCAAUGAAUAUACUGAAGACAGCAUGCGGUUUCCCGACUUAUGACGUAUUGAAAUUAUUUAUACUGUAAACAUAAUAAUUUAAUCACCAUACAAUUUUCAUUUAUCUAAGUGUAUGAUAACAUAUUGAAUAGAAAAAAAUAUCAAAUUAUAAAACUCGCAGUAGUCCUAUUUGAGAUUCCGUUCUAUCACGAUUUUAUUUAAUUUUCCACUCAAUAUUUAUGCAUGUGAUUUUGAAGAAGAGCAACAAAUGUGUAGUGUGACCAGAAAAUGUCUAAUGAACAGCACCCCAAAAUCAGCACAAUAUAUUAGUCAAAAUCACCUGUUCGUAAAUAAGAAUUUCAUUGCCAGCACCCACCGAUGGCAGUUAUUGUUUCACCCACUGACUCCAAUUGAUGUUUCAAUCAAUUAAUUGACUGAUCGGUUCCGCUUCAUCUACAUGAAUGUUUAUGCAACAAUGGAAAGUAGAAUUCAAAUUCUUCAAGAGUCAUCAGUAAUGUGAACGAUUUUAUGUGUAAAAGUGAAAAGUAAAUAAUAAAUUUCUAAAUAGAAACAAUUUUACGUUUCUAUUCAGAGGUUCCAUUUAAUGCUA